CGCCACUCCCUACCCAACAAUUUCUCCCUAGUCCCAAAAAUGAAGAAAGGAUAGGAAGAAAUACCCAAACUGGUUUUGAUAAUGAUUCCCGCCAUUUCUCUAUCAACUAAUACAACCAUCACCACUAGCAUAACGGUCACUUCAGCUCCCAAAACUCUCAAACACAAAAGGCUUCUAAAUUCAACCCUCAAGUAUCUGACUAAAUCAGGAAAACUCGAUGAGGCCCUUCGCCUUAUCGAAUCCUCACCGUCCAAAUCCUCGGCCGCUGAGCCGGACCUUGAGGCCUACUCCCUUCUCCUCCACGCCUGUAUCUCAAGGAAAUCCUUGGAACAUGGCCAAAGACUCUACUUGCAUCUUCUCCUCUCUAGAGAUAAACGGAACCACAACCUUAUCAAGAACCCCACUUUAAAAAGCAAGUUCAUCACGCUUUACUCCGUCUGCGGCCUAAUCGACGAGGCUUGCCGCGUUUUCGAGGAUGGGCUUGAAGAUGAACAUGUACCCGAAUCGGUCUGGGUGGCAAUGGCUAUUGGAUUUUCGAGAAAUGGGUGUUACAAAGAAGCUUUAUUUCUUUAUCGUGACAUGUUGUCCCGGUUCAUCCAACCGGGUAAUUUUUCAUUUUCGAUGGCCUUGAAGGCGUGUGCUGAUUUGUCGGAAUUGUGGAUUGGUAGAGCAGUCCAUGCCCAGAUCAUAAAGUGUGAUGAAGAACCAGAUCAAGUGGUGAAUAAUGCUCUUCUAAGGUUAUAUGCGGAGUGUGGGUCUUUCGAUGAGAUAUUAAGGGUAUUCGAUGAAAUGCCUCAACGGAAUGUUGUUUCUUGGAACUCUUUGAUUGCAGGUUUUGUUCACCGUGAAAAAGUGUUCGAGUCCCUGGGCACUUUUCGGAGGAUGCAAGGAGAGGGGACUGGGUUCAGCUGGGUUACUCUUACUACAGUUUUACCAGUUUGUUCCCAAUUGACUGCGCUGAAUAGUGGCAAAGAGAUACAUGCCCAGAUUGUGAAGUCCACUGGAAGACCCGACGUCCCGGUACUAAACUCACUAAUGGACAUGUAUGCAAAAUGUGGAGCAAUAGAUUACUGUCGGAGAGUGUUUGAUGGAAUGUGGAAUAAAGAUUUGACGUCAUGGAAUACCAUGCUGACAGGGUAUGCAGUUAAUGGGUGUAUACAAGAUGCUAUGGAGGUUUUGAAUGAGAUGGUUGAGUCUGGUAUUAAACCAGAUGCAGUAACCUUUAUUGCCUUACUAUCCGGUUGUAGCCAUGCAGGGCAUGUUGAUGAGGGACAAAGAUUGUUCACUAAAAUGAAGAACGAUUGUGGGGUGUCACCAACUGUAGAGCAUUAUGCUUGUUUAGUGGAUAUGUUGGGUAGAGCUGGGAGAAUAAAAGAGGCACUAGAGGUAGUGAAAUCCAUGCCUAUGAGGCCAAGUGGGAGCAUUUGGGGAUCAUUACUCAAUUCAUGCCGGCUGUAUGGCAAUGUUUCUCUUGGAGAGGUUAUUGCGGAGCAAUUGUUUGAGCUUGAACCUAGCAAUCCUGGGAACUAUGUGAUGCUCUCAAACAUUUAUGCAAAUGCAGGGAUGUGGGACAAUGUCAAGUUGGUUAGGGAGAUGAUGGAAAGAAGGGGAAUGAAGAAAGAGGCAGGGUGCAGUUGGAUCCAAAUAAAACAUGGAAUUCACACUUUCGUGGCAGGAGGAGGUUUUGAAUUUCGUAAUUCUGCCGAGUAUAAGAAGGUUUGGAAUGAACUCAUGGAUGCUAUGGAAGAAAUUGGAUAUGUCCCUAAGACAGAUGUUGUACUUCAUGAUGUAAAUGAAGAAAUAAAAGCAAUGUGGGUUUGUGGGCAUAGCGAACGACAAGCAACUGUAUUUGCACUAAUUCACACUUCUACCGGAAUGCCAAUUAGAAUUACAAAGAACCUUCGUGUUUGCGUAGAUUGUCACACCUGGAUGAAGUUUGUUUCAAGAGUUACCGGGAGGGUGAUUGUUUUAAGAGAUACAAACCGCUUCCACCAUAUCAGACAAGGAGCCUGCUCUUGUAAGGACUACUGGUGAUCACACCAUACUCUGAUUGAGAAGCUGCAAUUCUCUUGGACUGCUCAAACACAGCUUCUGAAUGCUUCAAGACAACAUCUAUAUGAUCUCCUACAUUCUUA
Molecule: messenger RNA, 2135 nt
Organism: Corylus avellana
Lineage: Eukaryota; Viridiplantae; Streptophyta; Magnoliopsida; Fagales; Betulaceae
Product: Tetratricopeptide repeat (TPR)-like superfamily protein
Biological process (GO): RNA modification
Molecular function (GO): zinc ion binding; protein binding; RNA binding
Source: RefSeq, a predicted model, not a curated record